Aspergillus affinis is the source of this 1401-nucleotide messenger RNA. RefSeq names its product putative mitochondrial carrier protein. The record is from RefSeq and is a predicted model, not a curated record. The coding region runs from base 1 to 1401 and encodes 466 amino acids. Gene Ontology annotation, molecular function: glycine transmembrane transporter activity. The transcript is spliced from 4 exons. Gene Ontology annotation, cellular component: mitochondrial inner membrane; mitochondrion. Gene Ontology annotation, biological process: glycine import into mitochondrion. NCBI's taxonomy places the organism in Eukaryota, Fungi, Ascomycota, Eurotiomycetes, Eurotiales, Aspergillaceae.
AUGGCCAACAAUGCGGCAUAUAAGAUGCCGCAAGUGAAGACCACGUCUACAUCAUCCAAGACCACCUUCCACUUCGCCGCCGGCCUCUGCUCCGGCCUCACCUCCUCCAUCCUCCUCCAACCCGCCGACCUCCUCAAGACCCGCGUCCAACAGUCCCAACAAACCGCCGCCCUGCUCCCCACCCUCAAAGCCAUCCUCUCCUCCCCCAACCCAAUCCGCGGCCUAUGGCGCGGGACCUUACCCUCCGCGCUCCGCACGGGAUUCGGCUCCGCCCUGUACUUUACCAGUCUAAAUGCCCUCCGACAAGGACUAGCGCAAACCCCAACGACGAGUGCUCUCGCCGCGACCCCCGGAACCGUCGCCUCGUCGUCCGCGCUCCCCAAACUCUCCAACUCGGCGAACCUCACCACCGGCGCCGCCGCGCGGGUAGCGGCCGGCUUCGUCAUGAUGCCCGUCACGGUGCUCAAGGUGCGCUAUGAGUCGGAUUACUACGCCUAUCGCAGCCUGUACGGCGCCGCGCGCGAUAUCGUCCGCACCGAGGGCUUUCGCGGCCUGUUCUCGGGAUUCGGCGCCACGGCGGCCCGCGACGCGCCGUACGCGGGUCUGUACGUUCUGUUCUACGAGCAGUUGAAGCGAAGGUUUGCGUCGGUGGCAGCGGCACGGGAGGGGAACGGGAGCGUCGACCAGCCGCUCGGGUCGUCGUCGUCUUCGUCGAUUAAUUUCGUCUCCGGGGCGUUGGCUGCUGGUUUGGCCACGACGAUCACGAACCCGUUCGAUGCCGUCAAGACCCGGCUGCAGCUGAUGCCUGGGAAGUAUGGGAAUAUGAUGCGCGCGGUGCGCCUGAUGGUCCAUGAGGAUGGGGUGCGCAGUUUGUUCGGUGGUUUGGGGCUCCGCAUCGGUCGGAAGGCGCUGAGCUCGGCGCUGGCGUGGACGGUCUACGAGGAGUUGAUUCUCCGUGCGGAGAAGCAUUGGGCGGCGCAGAGUCAGGGCCAGGCCCAUUCGACCAACCAACUAAGAGCUAAGAGCCUUCAGCCAGGUUUCCAGGACAGCGUUUGGUUUCCAACGAGUCAUGUCAAACAGUUCCCCGCUCACAACAUUCCUAACACCCUCACCGACAACAACCGGGCUAUCAUCGCUCAACUGGCAAGUAACGAGAAGCACAGGAUCGUGUUCCCUCGAAGUCGCGCGCCGGUCGAACAAGACACGCUGCACGGCCCGCUGGCCGUCGGCCAGUCUUUCUCCGGGCAGAUGUACAAUAGUGCCCGGAAGCGGACGGGUCUCGGUGCGGUUGUUGCAAGUCUUCCACAUCUGCAUCUGCUCUUUGUAGCUGCCCGGAGUGGCUUUUUCGCUGCUGUAAUGCGACAUGAAGUCGUGGUGGCUGGCGCCGGAAAGGAAAUAUAG